AUGAAAAUUUUCCAUACCGUCGAAGAAGUUGUUCAGUGGAGAACACAGGAGCUAAGGGAAACAAGGUUCAGAGAAACUAUUGGGUUCGUUCCCACAAUGGGUUGCCUGCACUCGGGCCACGCUAGUUUGAUCUCGCAGUCUGUGAAGGAAAACACAUAUACCGUGGUCAGUAUAUUUGUCAAUCCCUCUCAGUUUGCGCCGACGGAGGAUCUAGAUAACUAUCCUCGAACUUUGCCAAACGACAUCAAAUUGCUUGAAUCAUUAAAAGUAGAUGUUUUAUUUGCUCCUAAUGCACAUGUGAUGUACCCACAGGGUAUUCCGCUCGACGUGGAGGAGCAGAAAGGUCCUUUUGUCACUGUUCUUGGAUUGAGUGAAAAAUUGGAGGGGAAGACGAGACCCAACUUCUUUAGGGGUGUCGCAACUGUCGUGACUAAGCUAUUUAACAUUGUCAUGGCAGAUGUGGCCUAUUUUGGGCAGAAGGACAUUCAGCAGUUCAUCGUUUUACAGUGUAUGGUGGACGAACUGUUUGUCAAUACAAGGCUCCAUAUGAUGCCUAUUGUAAGAAACAGUAAUGGACUAGCUUUGAGUAGUAGAAACAAAUAUCUUUGCCCAAAUUCCUUAAAGAUCUCUGAGAACCUUUACUGCGGCCUAAAAGCUGCGGAAAAUGCUAUUAGGAGCCUAGUACCUGGGGCAAGUCUCUCCAGAUCAGAAGUCAUCGAUAUUGUAACUCAGAUAUGGGCACCCUACAUUGAUUCCCACGAUUUCAAAGUGGACUAUGUCUCCUUAGCAGAUUUCAAGACUCUUGUUGAGCUCCCCGCUGUUGAAAACACCAGCGUGCAACAGCCACUAGUCAUUAGUUGUGCUGUAUACGUGACUGACCGCGAAAAGCCCAAUACCAUUGUUAGAUUGAUAGAUAACAUUGUUAUUUAA
Messenger RNA from Saccharomyces paradoxus, 930 nucleotides. RefSeq names its product pantoate--beta-alanine ligase PAN6 (gene PAN6). NCBI's taxonomy places the organism in Eukaryota, Fungi, Ascomycota, Saccharomycetes, Saccharomycetales, Saccharomycetaceae. Bases 1 to 930 code for a protein of 309 amino acids. Gene Ontology annotation, molecular function: pantoate-beta-alanine ligase activity. The transcript has a single exon. The record is from RefSeq and is a predicted model, not a curated record. Gene Ontology annotation, biological process: pantothenate biosynthetic process.